UUCAUUCUCACUUUCUUCUCUGUAUGUUUGUGUGUGUGAUAUAGAGGGAAAUAUAUAAAUAUAGAGAGAGAUGGAAAAAUUGUAUGUAAUAUUUGUUCUUGCACUUGUACUUGUGCAUGCAACUGCAAGAAACAUUCCUACCGAAACAAAAGACACAAACCCUAACGCUAAUACCCUAACCCACGUGGAAAACAAACACAAUGUGGGUGCUGCCGGCGUAGAUGAUCAGAAGAACUUCGUCACUUUCGGCGGCGUGGGGGGCUGUGCCGGUGUUGGUGGAGUUGCAGGGGUGCUGCCUGUUCUGCCUCUUGGUGGUGUUGGCGGAGUUGGUGGAGCCGGUGGCCUUGGGGGUGCUGGUGGUGUUGGAGGUCUAGGCGGCGGAAUUGGAAAAGUUGGUGGCCUGGGUUUUAAAGGAGCCGGAAUCGGUGGCGGAGUUGGUGGUGCAGCCGGUGCCGGCGGCAUUUUGCCUUAAAAAGUUUGUUUUCAAGUGUCCUUUCUUGGUUGUCUUUUAUUGUAUUUUUCAUGUUUAUUCUGGGGUAUGAAAUUGUUGGCCUGCUGUCAUAAUUUUGUCUAAUUAGGUUGUUGUCUGAUGUUUUAUUUCCGAGGUCUAAUGUAUUUCUUGUGUUUUGAAUUCUGGAAUUUAGUACGUAAUAAGUUAAUUUCUUGUC
Olea europaea var. sylvestris is the source of this 668-nucleotide messenger RNA. Its product is annotated as glycine-rich protein 5-like. Bases 71 to 472 code for a protein of 133 amino acids. NCBI's taxonomy places the organism in Eukaryota, Viridiplantae, Streptophyta, Magnoliopsida, Lamiales, Oleaceae. The record is from RefSeq and is a predicted model, not a curated record. The transcript has a single exon.